AUGUUGUUCCAGAAUAUCCUCUUCGCUGCUACCAUCGGCCUCGCAGCCGCAGCCUCCCAAUCCACCGGCCAGGAAUGCGGCAAAAAGAUGAAACCCUGCUCCAAGGACAGCGUCUGCAAGCCUACUCUGGCCAACUGCAAAGACAUCAACAAGUGCCCCGGCACUUGCUUCUUCAAGAACGAGUACCAAACCUGCGGCGGUUUCCGCACGAAGCCCCCGCCACCCUGCAGGAAGCACACCAAGUGCGUUGACGAUCCUCGAACACCUGGUGAUUGCGGCAUGGCUUGUGAUAAGCCUGGUAUCUGUGCCCCUACGAAGCCCCCGAGCUGUGGUGGUUUUACCGGAAAGCAAUGUCCCAAGGGCCUGUACUGUUAUGAUAAUCCUAAGGAUUCUUGCAACCCCAAGAAGGGUGGAGCUGAUUGCCCCGGAAUUUGUCUGUAA
Fusarium coffeatum is the source of this 441-nucleotide messenger RNA. RefSeq lists its product as uncharacterized. NCBI's taxonomy places the organism in Eukaryota, Fungi, Ascomycota, Sordariomycetes, Hypocreales, Nectriaceae. The coding region runs from base 1 to 441 and encodes 146 amino acids. The record is from RefSeq and is a predicted model, not a curated record. The transcript has a single exon.